Molecule: messenger RNA, 273 nt
Organism: Peronospora matthiolae
Lineage: Eukaryota; Oomycota; Peronosporomycetes; Peronosporales; Peronosporaceae
Source: the annotation of a GenBank genome assembly
AUGGAGAUUGACCGCAGUAUUGAUGCCUACUACUCCUCGUCACGGCGCUCAAUGCAGUCAAGUGACAGGUCCAAGAUGAUCAACAUGACAGCAGUGAUCACCGGCAUCAUUGAGGAUGGCUCACUGAGCGCUAUCAGAUCUGUCGCUUGCGGCACGAACGUUGUUGUUACGGAAACAUCUGCUCAGUCGUUGAAGUCCGCCAUCAUCAAGAACAUUGUCGAGUACUUUUCCACCCACGGAUACAGUGAUGAAUCUCGACAACAUAUGCCAUAA